AAAAAAAAAAAAAAAAAAAUUGCAAACAAGAAAGAGAGGGAUUCGAAAACCCUUGAAAAACCCUCUUCAAGGGUUGGUUCUGUGCGGUGUAAAAUCUUGAAACAGCAAUAACAGGAGAAAAAGAAGAGGAGAGAAAUGAACAGGGCAUCCCCACACCACGAAGAAGAAGAAGAAGAAGAAGAAGAGAACGACGCCCAAGUCUUUCUCGACGAAUCCGACAUCAUCCACGAAGUCCCACUCGACGAAGAAGAUCUUCCUGAUGCAGAUGACGAAGCCGCCUCUGAUGCUGAAGUUUUCGAGGAGCCUGAUGAUGAUUCUGUGCACGUCUUCACUGGUCAUACUGGUGAGCUGUACACAGUUGCCUGCAGCCCAACUGAUGCUACAUUAGUGGCAACUGGAGGAGGAGAUGAUAAAGGUUUUCUUUGGAGGAUUGGUCAAGGAGAUUGGGCUUUUGAGCUCCAAGGUCAUAGGGAUUCUGUUUGUAGUUUAGCCUUUAGCACUGAUGGACAGUUGCUAGCAUCUGGAUCCUUGGACGGAAUCAUUCAAAUCUGGGACGUACAGUCAGAAAAUCUCAAAUGCUCAUUUGAAGGGCUUGGAGGGGGCAUUGAGUGGAUCAAGUGGCAUCCGAGAGGACAUUUGGUAUUAGCUGGCUCAGAGGAUUGCACUGUUUGGAUGUGGAAUGCUGACAAAGGUGCCUGUCUCCAGACAUUUUCAGGACAUGGUGGCAGUGUCACUUGUGGUGAUUUUACCCCCGAUGGUAAACUAGUCUGUACUGGUUCUGAUGAUGCAACUUUGAGGAUAUGGGAUCCAAAAAGUGGUGAAAACAUUCAUGUGGUAAGAGGUCAUCCGUAUCAUACUGAAGAACUUACAUGCAUGGCGAUAAGCCCUGAUUCUACACUUGCCCUUACUGGUUCUAAGGAUGGUUCCAUCCACAUUGUAAAUUUAACAACUGGGAAGGUUGUCAGUUCACUGGUUUCACACUCAGAUUCGAUUGAAUGUAUUAGUUUUGGACCAAGCCACGGGCCAAGCUCUCUUUGGGCUGCAACUGGAGGCAUGGAUCAUAAGCUUAUUAUCUGGGAUCUGCAGCACUCAAUGCCCCGUAGCACAUGCGAACAUGAGGAUGGAGUGACAUGCUUGACAUGGCUUGGUGCAUCCAAUUACCUGGCUACAGGUUGUGUUGAUGGGAAAGUACGAUUAUGGGAUGGUCGCUCUGGUGAUUGUAUAAAAACCUUCGGUGGGCAUGAUGCUGCGAUUCAGUCCCUUUCUGUAUGUGCUAACCGCAAUUUCAUCGUUUCAGUUUCAAUUGAUGAAACUGCCAGAGUUUUUGAGAUUGCAGAGUUUCUGUAAACAAAUAAGCCUUUUUAUGCUUACAGCUUUUUUGGGUCUUCCUGGGGUAUCAAAGUUUUCUACUUACAAAGAAACAAAUUGUUUAUUACCAAUAUAUACUUUAUGGCUACUGAAUUUGUGACAUUUUAUUAUACACAAUGUAGUUUUAUUUUUUAUUUUUUUAUAAAGUUUCUUUCUAAUUAGAAUUAAAA
This is a messenger RNA of Quercus lobata, 1538 nucleotides long. RefSeq names its product transducin family protein / WD-40 repeat family protein. The record is from RefSeq and is a predicted model, not a curated record. The coding region runs from base 136 to 1347 and encodes 403 amino acids. NCBI's taxonomy places the organism in Eukaryota, Viridiplantae, Streptophyta, Magnoliopsida, Fagales, Fagaceae. The transcript has 11 exons. Gene Ontology annotation, molecular function: protein binding.